Messenger RNA from Taeniopygia guttata (zebra finch), 1981 nucleotides. It is a transcript of the gene MAB21L4, whose product is annotated as mab-21 like 4. NCBI's taxonomy places the organism in Eukaryota, Metazoa, Chordata, Aves, Passeriformes, Estrildidae. The record is from RefSeq and is a predicted model, not a curated record.
GGCCAGCCCUGCCCUCCCUGCCCACGCACCUCUCCUGCUGCUCGGAGCAGCGUAAGGCAGUAGCAGAGCUGCCAUGGAAGCCAACACUUCCCUCUGGCACAGCUACCUCGGGGUGAUCGUGUCCCGCGAGAGGCAGCGGGUGGAGCAGUUCCAGCGGGCCGAGGACAUCCUGCUCACCCUGCUGGAGAGCGUCCAUGCCAGGGAUCCCCGAUUCCUCGUGGACUACGCCAGGAACCUGGAAGCCUUCGAGUUUGCUCUCGGUGCCUCUGAGGACGCUGUCACUCUCGAGGUGCCCCUGCGCAUUGACGGCGACACCCUGCGUGUGCUGGCAUGCCGGAGCAGGGACACCCCGGGCGGGCAUCCUGCAGAGCUGAACGCCUGCUGGCUGGAAGUGUGCUCUCCAGGGACUGAUUUGGAGGACUGGACUGGUGGUGUGGAUGUGAUGGAGCACGGAGGUGGUGCCAGGUGCCUGCUUCCAGGCAAAAUCCUCCAGCACCUGAAAGAGCUCCUUGUUUCAGCCAUCGUGCGCUGCCAACGCCUCUUCCUGCUUCAGCCAGGUGACAUCAGUGCUGAAAAUCUGCGGGAAGAUGCCAUGGAGCUCUCCCUGCUGAUCCGUGGCAGCUGGAAGACCAUUCGCUUCGACAUUGUUCCUGUGGUGAGGAGGCAGCAGGAGCCGCUGCAGCUCCAGAGGCUGCGGAGCGACAGGGGCUUCCCUGAAGGCAGCCUCAGGAGGGCCAUGGAAGAGGCUCACUUUGUCCCUGCCUCUCCCCACUGCUGGAGCUCCUCCACUCACCUUCCCAUCCUGAAGCUGCUCCGAGGAGUGGACACCCUGCAGGGGCCCCGUCUGGACAGCCUUCGCCUGCUCGACCAGCUCCGUGACCAGGACUGGGGAGGGCACGGGGGGACAGGUGCCCUCACGUUCAACCACCUGAAGAUGGUGUUGCUGUGGAGCACAGAGCUCUUCCCCUCCCCGGAGGACUGGCAGGACCUGGAAGGCUCUGUCUACAGGCUCUUGGUGAUCCUUCUCCGCUGCCUGGCCACCCAGCACCUGCCCCACUUCCUGAACCCAGAGGAAAACCUCUUCCAAGGAGCUGCCCCAGACCUUGCCUCCCUCUACCAUAAAGUGGAGAGCUUUGCCUGGGACCCCCAACGCUUCCUUCGCUUCCACUUUGGCCUCCAUGGGUUCAGUGGCAGCUGCCAGGCGGACACAGAAACCCGAGCCCUCCUGCAGCUCCCCACCGAGGAUGGGUCCUGCUGGGACACAGCCUACUUUGACAUCCUGCUCAGCCAGUUUCAGGUGUACCGGAUCCAGGACAGUGCACGUUGCUCAGCAGCAUCCCAGCUCCUCUCCAGGAUCCGUCAAGAAAUCCCUCAGCAGAGCUGAGUGGGACCCUGCUGCUGCCCCAUUGGGGUGUCUCGAAACUCUGGGGGGUGCAAGGAGAGCUACAGGGCCAGGGAGCAGCGUCCUGCUGUGUAAUUUUAUUGAGGAAAGGUGGUACGGGGGAGAGAGCACAUCUGCUGCAUGUGGUGGGGCACCCACAGACUCUUGGCUGCCCUGGUGGACCUGGGCACUGGGUGCUCCAUGGUACAGAAUCUGGAGGGGGAUGGCUGGCAUUCUGCUCCAGAGGGUGGGAAAGGCUGAGGUUGUUGGUGAUGGGAGGGGAAGUGACCUAUGGUCAGACCCUGCAUCCAACCCUCUGUCAGCUUGCUGAGGGUCACCAUGCCCUUGGGCCAGGGGGAGGGGAAGAACUGAGGGGCCAGGCCAGUGUGGGGGGUGGUGGGAGAGCUGGUUUUGAACCACAUCUCGUAUCUGCUGAGCACAGCCCUCUCCUCCACGUGCCCUGCUAUCCCAGCUCCUUUCCACUGUGCCUUGGCUUGCUGGAUGUUGCCGUGGUGGCUCCUGCCAGCAUCUGUGGGUAUUGGUGAUUCCGAGAUUGUAGAAAGUCUCUGUCUUUCAGCCCCAUUGCCAAAGAAGAAGCCA